AAGCCAGUGGAGGGAUUGGCAGAGGGGGGUGGCGGAAACGGAGCGGUUGGAAAGGUGAAUGAGUCUGGCAGCCGUAUUCAGGAUGGACUGAAGCGGGAUAGCCUGCUGUGAGGCAGGCCAGUGAGGAGGGAGUUGCAGUAGUCGAGUCGUGAUAUGAUGAGGGAGUGGAUGAGCUGUUUAGUGGUUUCUGGGGUUAGGAACGUGCAGAUUUUGGCGAUGUUGCGGAGGCGGAGUCUGCACGAGUUUGUUAAAGAUUGGACUUGGGGUUGAAAGGAUAGGUUGGAGUCCAGAAUGACACCAAGUACUCUGGCCUGCGGGGCGGGUCUGAUGGUGGGGUUGUUGGAUGUGACGGAGAAGUCAAUGGGGGGUGGGGUCCGGGCUGGGGGGAAGACAAGAAACUUGGUUUUGGAGAGGUUCAAUUUAAGGAAGUGGAGCGACAUCCAGUCUGAUAUGUCGCUCAGUAGGUGUGUGAUUCGGGCUGAGAUC
Messenger RNA from Staurois parvus, 486 nucleotides. NCBI's taxonomy places the organism in Eukaryota, Metazoa, Chordata, Amphibia, Anura, Ranidae. The record is from the annotation of a GenBank genome assembly.